Molecule: messenger RNA, 801 nt
Organism: Ooceraea biroi (clonal raider ant)
Lineage: Eukaryota; Metazoa; Arthropoda; Insecta; Hymenoptera; Formicidae
Source: RefSeq, a predicted model, not a curated record
CGCUCUUAAUCCUGCGGAAAGAAACACGGAACGCUGAAGAACAUUGUGAAGUUCGAACGUCUGAACGACAUCUCCAUAAACGUGUAUGGCAUCCAGAAGAAGAAGAAAGAAGAGGAACAACUCACGAUCGUACCGAUACGACUCACCGAUGAGAAGAUGGAUAAGCACGCGAAUCUGCUGUACGUGCAAGAUGCGCAGGACAACAACGUGGGACAUUUCGCGUGCAUCAAGAAUCUGUCCCGCUUGGUGAGCUCCCAGAUAAAUAAGAAGAAUGGGCAAAUAUACAUUUGUAAUCGGUAAGUAGCGUUAGUAUACCUGUAUAUAAUGAAUAAAUACGUAUGCAAUGUCAGGAAUUAAUAGGUACUUUCUUUUAUUCUUGCAGAUGUCUACACUACUUCUACACUAAUGAGAGAUUGGAGGCCCACUCCGUGGAUUGCAACAAGAUGAACGAAUGCGCCAUCGUCUUACCCAACGAAGAGGACAAGUGGCUAAGUUUCACCAACUACAACAGGAAGGAGCGAAUGCCGUUCGUGGUGUACGCCGAUCUGGAGUGCAUCCUGCAGAAGACCGAGGAGGAGGACGACCCGAAGCUGUACCAGCGUCACCGGGUAUUCAGCAUCGGGUAUUACGUGCGGUGCUCCUACGAUGACUCGCUAUCCGGGUACCGAUCCCGUCGCGAUACCGAUUGUAUAGCAUGGUUCGUCGAAGAAUUAAGAAAUUUAGCGUAUCGAGUGAAAGCGACUUUGUCGAGAAAUGUCCUCAUGGUAGAAUUAACUUGAGACGAGCGCGAAAAAUUCGAUA